AUGGCUAUCAUCAAGACUCAAGAUGGUACCUCCGAUCCGAUUAUCACGCGGAUGGUUGCGGAGGAUAAGGUACGAUGGUACAAGAAGCCCAACCUCCGAUUGAUGUACCUCUGGCUGUUCUUGUGUUGCAUGGGUGUAGAGAUGACGUCCGGUUUCGACUCGCAACUGAUUGGCACGCUGCAAUUCUCACAGCCAUUCAACCGGUACUUUGGCAAUGGCUACCAGACCAAAAACAGCAAGGGAGAGCUACAGUGGGACAUCGAACCAGGUAUUCUCGGUUUUAUCAGUUCUUGCUACCAGCUAGGCUCCAUCAUAGCGGUACCUUUUGCUCCAUGGCUCAACCAGAGGUUCGGAAGACGUUGGUCCAUCAUGAUCGGCUCGCUUUUUAUGGUCGUUGGAGCUAUUUUGCAAGGGUUUGCCCAACACAUCGGAAUGUACAUCAUUGCUCGUAUGCUCCUCGGCGUAGGUAUCGUCUUCGCCAUCAUCGCAGGCUCGGCACUCAUCGGAGAACUCGGUUAUCCCAAGGAACGUGCGACUCUGACGUCGUUGUUCAACGCCUCAUACUUCAUCGGAUCGAUAUUAGCUGCAGCCAUUGCGAUCCGUACAUCUGGCAUCAAAGGAGACUGGAGCUGGCGUUUGCCGUCUCUGCUUCAGAUCGUGCCCUCGGUCCUCCAGAUCUGCACUGUCUUCCUCCUGCCCGAAAGCCCUAGAUGGCUCAUCAGCAAAGAUCGCGACGAUGAGGCUCUUGCAGUUCUCACGAAGUAUCACGCAGAAGGCGAUGCAGACUCUGUUCUCGUCAAGGCUGAGAUGGCCCAGAUCCGCUCGACUAUCAAACUUGAAAUGGAAAGCUCAAGCCAGACCUGGUUCGACCUUUUCAAGACCCCUGGUAUGCGCCGUCGCACCCUGAUCGCCGGUUUCCUCGGUCUCUUCACCCAGAUGAGCGGCAACACCCUGCUCUCCUACUACCAGAAUCUGCUCUUCGGACUCAUUGGCUACACCAGCAAUUACGCCAAGACGCGCAUCAACAUCGCGAACCAGUGCUGGAGUUUUAUGAACGCCAUGGUCAUUGCUUUGAUCGUGACGCGCUUCCGCCGCCGCUGGAUGUUCAUGUUGUCCGCGGGCUCGAUGAUGCUGGUCUUCAUGAGCAUGACAAUCUGCUUCCAGCGGCUGAACGUCGCGCAAACACUCAAGAUUGAGAACAAAUCUGCGCAGUAUGCGGCGCUGUUCUUUUACUUUGCUUACUCGCCCUGCUACAAUAUCGGUAACAACUCGCUCACUUACACCUACCUGGUUGAGCUGUUCCCGUAUGCGCAGCGCUCUAUGGGUAUUGGGUUUGAGCAGAUUUUCGGCAAGCUGGGAGGGUUCUUCUCAAUCAACGUCAACCCCAUUGCGAUGAAAGCGUUGAGCUGGAAGUAUUUUGCUAUCUACUGCGGAUGGAUUACGUUCGAGUUCUUGUUCGUGUACUUUAUGUACCCAGAGACGUACAACCGUACGCUGGAGGAGCUCACUUUCUUGUUUGAGGACAAGGCACUUGCCGACGAGGCUGUCAAGGCUGUCGAGAAGCAGGUCAACUCUGCGCAUAUGGAUGGCGAGGAGCAUGGCAACAAGUCCCAUGUUACAACCGUUGAGCGCGCUUUCUGA
Didymella exigua CBS 183.55 is the source of this 1641-nucleotide messenger RNA. Its product is annotated as major myo-inositol transporter iolT. Gene Ontology annotation, cellular component: membrane. Bases 1 to 1641 code for a protein of 546 amino acids. NCBI's taxonomy places the organism in Eukaryota, Fungi, Ascomycota, Dothideomycetes, Pleosporales, Didymellaceae. Gene Ontology annotation, biological process: carbohydrate transport; transmembrane transport. Gene Ontology annotation, molecular function: carbohydrate:proton symporter activity. The record is from RefSeq and is a predicted model, not a curated record. The transcript is spliced from 4 exons.